AUGCUUCUGGGUUUAACAAGAUACAGAGAACGGCGUAAAACAGCACCUCUUAUAAUUACCAAAAAUUCACGAGAAUUUUGUCAACGUACUUGUGAAAGUGCAGAACCAAGCUGCAGUGGACGAACUGAAUAUGAAGAAUUGGAAAGACGGAAGUUGGAUGAUGAACGAACUUCAUCAUCGAACUGCGAUGCUCGCAAUUUCAUUCAAUAUCAUAAACAACAACGACGUUCAUCCAAGCAUAAACGACGUUCAACUAUUACAGCUAUUAUUACUCCACACAAAUACACCAACGAUCCAUUAAUAGCUUGGGAGAUGAUUAAAAAUAAUCGUCCUGUGAAGACAAUGAAAUUAAAUACACCGAUAAGACAAGAUGCUGUCCGAUUUGUUUGUAUGGCUUGCCUCCAUCAGUCAUUUCCGGAUCCGCAAUCUAUUCCAUCUGGUGAUAUUCUUAUCGUUGCGGGAGAUUUCACAUUGUACGGUCGACCAGAUGAAGUUAAACUUUUUAGCGAAUAUCUAAAACAGCUUCCACAUACUUUGAAAGUAAUAAUUGCCGGUAAUCACGAAUAUACAUUCGAUGGUCGUUUUGUGAAGGCCAGCGGAAGUAAAUUUGGUGAGAAAAAAUUAGCUGUGAAACAAACUCUUAGCAAUGAAUUUACAUCACACGAAAUGAAAAAUGCAAAAGCAAAAUUGGAAAAUGUAGUUUAUUUAGAAGAUAGUUUAACGGAACUCUUUGGUAUUCAAAUUUAUGGAACACCAUGGCUACCACAGCAUGAUGAUAUGGCUUUUAAUCUUCCUCGAGGACAAGCUCUACUUGAUAAAUGGAAUGAUAUACCAGCCGGUAUCGAUGUUCUCAUCACUCAUACACCACCGCUAGGUCAUGGAGAUAUGCUAGCAAAGGGAUUACACGUUGGUUGCGUUGAAUUAUUGAAUUCUGUCGUUAAACGUAUUCGACCAAAAUAUCACGUUUUCGGUCAUAUUCACUCAGGAUAUGGCUGUACAACAGAUGGUUACACAAAAUUUGUCAACUGUUCAUUGGUAGAUGAUCAAUUACAGCUAACAAAUAAUCCCAUUAUUUUUGAUAUAUCUGUGGAUGUGAAUAAGAAAGAACGUUGGACACUCAAAUAUCGUCGAAAUAUUAAGCAUAACAUUUAG
Messenger RNA from Acanthocheilonema viteae, 1152 nucleotides. The record is from the annotation of a GenBank genome assembly. Lineage: Eukaryota; Metazoa; Nematoda; Chromadorea; Rhabditida; Onchocercidae.